UGGAAUGCUUACCCAGAUAUAUCUCAGUUUGUCUUACUGGGAGGGUUUAUUUGAAUUCUUAGGGAGAGGGUGAAAGGCUCUGGGGCAGAGACAAGAUGGAGAGACUGCCGGUUAUCUCCCAUGCAGGGGGACAACAGAGGCUGGAAUAAGACAGAGCCAAACAAAAUUCUGGUAGACGUAGCCUUCCCCAACAAAGGAGGGGGAAUGUCUGUGCAUUAAUGAGUGUGGGUAGAUGUUAUCACUCACAGCGAACGUAUCACAGCGCUGUAACGUUGCAGUGGCCACUGCUCUGUUGUGAGCAGCCAGCUCUGCAUCUCUGCUGACUUGGCCCUUCCAGGACAUGGCUCUACAGUUGGGCUCCUUAUGUCAUUUCCCAUCUCUGUUGGGGCUGUGACCUCAGCAGGCAGUCUGAGGGUACUAAGCUGUAUUUAUUCCUACAUUUGUUCUCCUAGCUGCACCCAGACUACCUCCCGGAGGAGGAAAUCCAGGAGAAGGUGCGUGACAUCGAGAAGCAGCUGGAUGAGCUGGAAUUGAAAGGAGUGGAUCUGGAGAAGCAGCUGCGUGGCUGCGAGGGAGAUGAAUCUGAGGAUGCCCUCAUGGUGGAUUGGUUCAAACUGAUCCAUGAGAAACAGCUGCUGCUCAGACAGGAAUCGGAGCUGAUGUACAAGAUGAAACAGCAGAAGCUGGAGGAGCAGCAGUGGAACAUUGAGACAGAGCUGCGACACCUCAUGAGCAAGCCAGAGGAACUGAAGACACCCAGGGAGAAGGAACGAGAGAAGGAGCUGCUGGAGUCGUACCUGAACACAGUCAAUGAUCGGAAUAAUAUUGUGGAGUGCCUGGAUGAGGACAGACUCAGAGAGCAAGAGGAGGACCAGAUGUUGGCAGACAUGAUCCAGAGGUUGGAUGGAUCUCUCGAGAGCCAGGAGCCAGAGAAGAAGAAGAACAAGUUCCGCUUGUCCAAAAUAUGGAAGCAGAAAAAUAAGAGUAAAGCUCAGGAGUGAUGUUCCCCUGCCCAGCAGCCCAGAGAGGGGUGUCAAAGGGAUGUUCCUUCCUCACUGCUGCUUUCCUGGAGUUGUGCAGAACUGUGAUGAGACUCUACUGCUCCCUCACAUGGAGACUGCAGGUUUGUGGACCAGAGGGACAGUAUGAAUCCCCUCUGGCCUUGUCAUGGGACCCAAGGACACCUUUCCUAGAGGACUGACUUUUAAGUCUGUUUUCCUUCUUUGGAUCUAGCUCAGAGCUGGCUUCAGCCUUGUUGGCAGCUCAGGAAGGCAGAGCUCAGUUUGCCCACCCACUCCUCCUUGGGUCAUUAUAGUCCUGAAUGCAGGAGCAUGGCACUGCAUGUCACCCCACAGUGCCCCACUCGUGUCAGCCAGGGCUGUGCCACGGACACUGUGCUGGUCUGCGAAAGGGCAGCUCUUCCUCCCUCCCUGUGUUUGCUGCGGCUCUCUGAGACACAGAGAGGGAGUUGCUAUGGGGCAGGGGAAAUCCAGGGCCUCCUCCUUACUGUGCCAGUGCAAACUGGAGCUGUAGGCUCUACAGCCAGUGAGCAGAACCACCCCUGUAUCUAAUGGAGUGGGGUGUCCUACACCCAAAGUGGUUUCAGCAAUAGUGCUCUGUUUCCAGACCUCCUUUUGGGAGUUGCUGUAGGCUGUUUUCUCAAAGCCAUGAGGGGUUGCUCACUGCUUCAUUCCCUCUAUGGGGGAGAUUUGUACCUUCCUUAUGUCUCUGACUGCACAGUGAAGCAGAGUUUUCGUUGUGGCCCAUUCUGCUGAAAAUGAGCAGAAGUCUUCUUUUAACAACCUGGUACUAACUGGGAGCAGAGGGAGUUAAUGGGUUUGCCUCACCCAUGAGGCUUCUGCAUGGAACCAGCAUUUCAGUUCCUGAGGCUCUGUCCCUGGACAGCCAGCACCCUCAAGGGUGCUGUUGGCAGUGAGUCUUUCUGCUCUUCCCUCAGACCUGUGACCGCAGCCAGACACCUGCCCUGUGUGGCAGCAUACUCUCUUCCCCGUCAACCUGGGGAGCAGGGAUGGAGAUAGGCAAGGAAAGAUCAGAUUAAUUCCUGAUGCCUCCAGCUCUGGUAUGUGUGGACUUCCCUGCUCCCUCCAAGCCAGGUCCUUCGAGGUUUCUCUGGGUUCUGUUCUCCUGCAGGGCCUGGGAUUUUGCAGGGAGGUUUGCUGCCCGCUGUGCCCGGUGGCAAAGCAGAGGCAAUGCGUCCCUUACCCACGAGGUGGCAGUGGGACUCUCUGUCCCGGGCAGCCUGCCCUGGGCAUCGCAGGGGUGUGCUCAGGGAGGUACCCAGUGCCCGAGGGGCUUCUGGUGCCCACGAUGUGUGCCAUGUGUGUACAUGUGGCGGGUCACCCUGUACCUGCAUAUGCUUUUGUCCAAUAAAGAAUUGCUGGAGCAAAUCCCAGAGUCCCAGCAGGAGUUUGGAUGUAGGUUACUGGGUGUGGGCUGCCCUGGUUGCUGUGAGCCGUGACAGUUCCUCUGGAGUUGAGAGUGCCCAGAGCCAUGGGUGCUAGCAGGAGUUUGGCAUACCUGUGAUGGAGAGGCUCCUCUGCCCAGAGCUUGCAGACCAACUGCGGGUCCUGGGAGAGCCGCAGAGCCCGGGGAGCGGUGCUGAUCAUGGGUGCUGGUGUGCUGUGCCUUGCAUCCCCAGUCUCCUUGUUGGGAAGCAAUUCUUUUCCUGGGGCUGUGUGUA
Messenger RNA from Grus americana (Whooping crane), 2701 nucleotides. RefSeq names its product MICAL-like protein 2. The record is from RefSeq and is a predicted model, not a curated record. The coding region runs from base 597 to 1001 and encodes 134 amino acids. The transcript has 6 exons. Lineage: Eukaryota; Metazoa; Chordata; Aves; Gruiformes; Gruidae.